UACUACGACAGAGGUAUUGGAGGCGGAUCCACUCUACCUGACAGUUUCAUCUCUCACACACAAGUCAGGCGACAAAUCACUUCUGAUAGAGAGGGAACUACAAAUGCAUUGGAAUCCUCAGCUCUUUGACAAAGUCGGUCUAUUUACGUCGGACCCCUCUGUUGAUAAAACAGCAAGAGCAGUGAUAAUGAUACGGAAUACGGCCUCGGACUAUGACAGAGGUUAUUAUGAGACGAGUUUGAGCAUAGGGAGUCCCACAUUUCCUGCUGGAUGGGAGAAAAAUUCGACCGAAGAGAGGGUACCAGGGGCAAACUGUCUGCCAUUUUGGAUUGUGGGAUGGAAAGCUGGUCUCCCGUUGGAUAUCCGCUGCCUGAUGAUCAAUCCAACGUGGAUGAAUGAUCAUAGUUUCUGGAUAAACCACGACCUGAUCAAAGUAAGGCCAUUAGUUCCAAUGCUGAAGGACAUCCGGAAAUUUCUAGAAGCUGCCACAAGUGAAAUUAUCAUUUUGGAUUUCCACCGUUUCCCGGUGGGCUUUUCCGGUCGCCAUCAUCGUCAUCAUAGUCUGGUGAGAAUUCUGGAACGAGAGUUGGGCGAAUUCGCUUUUCCAUAUCAGGAAGAAUUUCCAAUGCUGGAGGAGAUUUGGAACUUGGGACGGAAUUUGAUUAUUUCCUAUGGAGAUGACGUCACUGUGGAAGAAUACCCCUGGCUGUGGCCCCCCAUAAAACAGAUGUGGGGCAACAAGCAGACCCCCCUAGACCUGUACACCUUUCUGCACGAGUGCAUGGUGGGCGCCAAAUUCAACUCAUCUCAUCCAGGUCUCUGGGCAGCUAUGGCUCAGCUGACUCCGGCUCCCUUCGACCUGCUCUUCCAGCCCGACUUCAGUCUGCGCCACUUGACCCACCAGGUGUCGCGCAACUUGACCCAAUUGUGCCAGGAGAGCUGGUGGGACAAGGCCAACAUAUUUGCCACUGAUUUCUUCCUGGAGAACAACAUUGUUAACGUGGCUAUAGAAGCCAAUAUAAAACGCGCCGGCUUCAAGUUGGUCUGUGAAAAGUUUGAGGGUAGCGGCAUGGACUCCAUUUUGGAUUGGGAGGAAGAGGGGUUUGUGAUUUAGGGUAGUGGGGCUGGUGAUGUAAGAGGGGGUACCCCUACUUCACUACCUCCGUAAAAAAAGCCGUAGUGCAUUCGUGUGACGUCAGCACAGGUAGGGCUCAAUUUAAUAUCAGCUGUUUUAGCACACAUGAAAUUUAGCAGCCGGAAAGGGUACUCUUUCCGGCCU
Nilaparvata lugens (brown planthopper) is the source of this 1279-nucleotide messenger RNA. Its product is annotated as PI-PLC X domain-containing protein 1-like. Bases 104 to 1114 code for a protein of 336 amino acids. Gene Ontology annotation, biological process: lipid metabolic process. Gene Ontology annotation, molecular function: phosphoric diester hydrolase activity. Lineage: Eukaryota; Metazoa; Arthropoda; Insecta; Hemiptera; Delphacidae. The transcript has 4 exons. The record is from RefSeq and is a predicted model, not a curated record.